GUGACUGAACGUAAAUUCGAGCUACGUAACGACCGAACGUCAACGUCUCGUUGCUAUUGGCUCGUUGCUAUGUUAAUUGGCAGCAGGAACCGGCUGUGAACUAUUUAACUUGGUAAUAGGAUGGAGAGGGCUUGGCGGUAUGCUCAAAACACACGGAGGAUGGACUCAGUCCGUAAUGGAGGUAUCUGUAGGUAAGCAGGAGUUGUAGUCACGAUAAGUGAACAGUCUGAGUGGGUAUUUGUUCAUUUACGGAGACAUGAAGCUAGCUUUGUGUUUGGAAUAAGCUUCUCCGAGCGACCGUGUGAAUGUGCCUCCUUCAAACCUGAGGGAAUCGAACGAGGACGUUGGGGUGGAGAGUUCAUUUCGAUGAUAUUUGGAAAUAUUUGUGAUAAAUAUGAUAAUGUUUGGUUGUGAUAAGAGUGCAGCGAAAGGGAAAGGAAGGGGAGGCAUUGUGGAGAGCUGCAGGAAAAUGGGUGGAUGUAAACAAAGUAGUAGAAAGGUGAAGCGUUGCUGUCCAGAGUUAGCUGUUAACGUUAAGUCUGUUAAUGUAAUUGGCGACCACAUGGCUCCUGUCUUGAUUUGGCUGAGGCUUUCUGUUUUUAUUGAAGGCCAAACUCAACACUCGCCUUUGCCAGUCGGAAAUGUCUUGACACAAAGUUAGGUAAAGUUUGUUUUAGUAUCGGAUUCAUUUUUGAUUCCCGACGGCACGUAAACAGCAACAGUUGGGAUGUUUAAGGACUGACGGCAAUGUAGGAAAAAAUCAUUGCGCUCUGUCAAACACAACGAGUAGGAGAGUAUUGGUUUUAAUGGAUUGUCCACCAUGUGCAUCAUCGGUCGACGGUUUGCUGUGAUUUUGCCGUCGUCCUUAUGUUUUUGUUUAACCGGUUCUGUCCUUGGCUUCUUUUGUGCAAAAACAGUCUGUUGACAAAAUACAGCACUGUUCAGUCUGCACGCAUGUUUUAAAUCAACAUCUCCACAACAACACAGACGAACUUCCAUAUCUCAGCUUUUCAAGAAAUGUUCACACUGAUAAGUCUUAUUUCAAUAGCAAUCAGCCCUCACAUUUUGACAUGAAUUUUCCUUAAAAGUGUGUUAAAAAUGUGACAAAUCAUUUAGUUAUACUUGAUAUUUUCUCCUCUUUCUCUUCAUUCCAGGCGUUUUAUAAAUGGCUAUUGCAGAUUUGGUUCAAGGUGUUAUUAUCAACAUGAAUGGCCAGCUCAUCCAUCAGCCCAAAUAUGUAGAUACUUUCAGAAAGGGGGAUGCUGGUACGGUGAACAGUGCAGGUAGGCUAUGGUUUCCCCUCAAAGUCAUGCACUAUAUUACAGCACACACAAAAAUCCUUUUGUAAUUCAACAUUUUCCCUCUCAAGGUACCUCCAUGUUCUUCAACCUGAAACUGAGGGUAGGAGGGGCUCAGUGCCUACAGUCCCCUCUAUCAGUGUUGUUAAUGCUCCGCCUUACAGAAGAGGGUCAGAGCCUGCUCUUCUGCAGGCUGAGGUGAUGUCCAGGCAGGAAAGCGGCAGAUCAGAGUCUGUGUAUAAUUUCUUGAGUCUUCAGCAUAAUACUGGGGGACUGGCAACAUAUAUUGCUGAGGAACGGACACAAGGUACUUGAGCUUUUAUGGGUUAAACAGACUUUUUGUUUAUAUUUUUUUAAGCAUAUCUUCUUACUUUAUACUUGAUUUUACCCUGCAGAUCCAGACCCUAAUCAUGCUGCUUCUGUGGAAUCAGCCCAGAGCUCAGAAGUUGGUGAGGCAAGUGCCCAAAACAAACAGGUGUGUUUCCUAGACAGGGACAUUUUAUGAACUUAAGAUAACCUUAUGGGCUUUAACUAAUGGCAGUGCUUCUGGUUCCAGGAGGCUCCUUCCAGUGAGACUACAAGUGGUGAUGAUGAUGGUUAUGGUGGCGCUGCUGCUGCUGUUGUGGACCCAAGUGCCUCACUAUCAGCAAGGGACUCUGAGGCCUAUAAUCGAAGUAGAAAUGUAACUUGUGGCAUCUGCAUGGAAGUUGUGUAUGAAAAAACAGAUCCAAAAACCCAUAUGUUUGGAAUCUUGCCCAACUGCAAUCACGCCUAUUGUUUACACUGCAUCAUGACCUGGAGGAAAACAAAAGACCUUGGACCAGACACUGUGAAGUAGGUGGCAGUAAUAUUUUAAAACUUGGCACAGUGCACCAGAAAUGAUUCAGUGUAAUGGUGCUUUUUAUAUUUCUUGCUCAGGACCUGCCCACAGUGCCGGGUGAGGUCUGCCUUCUAUGUGCCUCAUAAAUACUGGGUUGAAGGACAAGAAAAGGACAGUGUGAUUGCUGCCUUCAAACGCAAAUUCAGGUAUGAUAUCAGUCACUUCUAAUGACACCUGUGUAAGAAAGUAACUGAAUCCCAGAUUAUACAACAUAAAAGAAAUUGGGUUAAAAGCUUGUCAUUUGCUCAAAAGCUGUGCUGUCAAAAUAGUCUUAAGGUUCCAUGAAUAGAUAUGACCCAAAAGUUGUAAUGUGCAUUGUGUGAAGAACACAAUAGUAUGUGGACUUGGAGAAAAGAAUGAAACCAUCCUCAUCUAUUUUUUAUUUUUUUAAUCAUUUCUUUCAUAGCUUUCCAAAGACAUAUCCAAAUGAACUUUAAAGGCAGGAGCCCUACCUUUGGUUUUGAUUUUUAAAACUGGUUUAUGCUUAAGAAUUAAAGAGUAUUAGACAAAAAACAAAACAAAAACACAAAUAUACAUGCACUGUAGAUACAGCGCUGUAGAUGUAAACUGAAUGCACGUGUAAAAUCUUUAAUACAGAGUACGUGUUUAGCUGCUUUGUGCUUUGCUGAAAACCAAUUCCACGAGCUUCAAUUGGAGAACUUGGUUUAGGGUUUGUUGUGUGACACUAACUACCACAAGAUGCUCUAGCUCCUGUCAUUAAAUGUUGAUUGAGAUUGUGAUCAUUUCUAACUUUUCUGUCUCUGGUUCUAGUAAGAAAAGCUGCACUUACUAUUCACGACACAGAUACUGCCCCUUUCGAGCCGAAUGUCUUUACCGCCAUGACAAAGAUUCACGCCAUGGGUCAUAUCAAGUAAAUAUCAUCCACAGCCUGUUGUUGAUUAUUCAUCUGCACAAAGAUGAUUGUGUGCUUGCUUUUCCCUAACAUUUAUUUUUGCUCAACAGUAUCCAGUAGAUGAUGAAGAUGAAGAUGACUUUGAUCGUUUAGAUCUGCUCAAUUUCUUCUUAGCCAUGACCCUUCUUGGCACUGAUGAUGACGACUUGGAUGAUGACGAUGACUACGACUUUCCUUUUUAUCUAGCAGAGGAGUUUGGCUUCUGAGCCUUUGAUUUUUUUUUUUUUGUCUGCCUGAAACCAGUAGUUGGGGUCUUGACAAUAAAACUGGCCCCAGAAGAACACAUCCCCUUACCUUUCUGCCCCUGCUGGAUCUCUAAACAUAUUGAGGAGCCAUGAUCAGGAUUGAGGAUAUCAACUGUGCUUCAUGGAAGGUCAAGUGUGUCCAGGAUUUUAUUUCUGCUUGGACUACAGCAGGUCAUUUUACUGACCAGCCCUCCUUCAGCCAGAGGAAAGAACUUUUGAAAUCACCCGUUAGUCUCCUGGGCUGUCACUUAGCUUUCCAGAACAUACAGUUGUUGCCCCAGCCCUAGAAAAAAAAAAAACACAUUAAUGUGUAUGAUAAGCAUUUGAUCCCCUUAAACUUCUGGUUAAACCGAUGCCUCCGAAGUUAAAUUCCUCAUUCUCAGAGUGCCUGAGUGCUUCAAUUUUUGUAGCACAUUGAUUCCCCUUUAAGUGCUCUGUUAAGGUUUCUGUCCAAGCAAAUUGUAUCGGUUUGUUUUAAAAUGUAAAGUGGAUGGUAGUUUUAAAUGUCUAUAGAUAAAAGUUUACUGUAACCCUACUUGCUGAAAUCCACUACUGAUGAUACCUGCCUCAAUUGAUGAAACGCCUUCUCUAGAUUUGACAAAAACUGAAUGUUAAGAUUUUAUUUCUUUUAAACAAGUUGUACUUGUACACAGGAAAUAAAACAUUGCUUCACACUUUGGCUCACUGAAAAGAAUAUGUGUUAUUUUAUAAUAUAACUUUUUUUACUUUUAUAAAACAAGGGUUUAUAAAGUGCUUUGAUAAGCAGAACAAAGCAGCAAGAUAAAAACAAACACAAGAAUAUUCAAGGGGAGACGACCUAAACCAGACUGAAACCCAGAGACCAAAGGGAAUGAAGUUUUUUAAAAGGCAAGUAAUAGAGAGGGAAUACGAACUAAAAUCAUUAAGGGUGGUACAAAUACAAAAUAAAUGUGAGAAGAUGACAUGAGAUAAAAGCAUCAAAGAAAUUUGGUGGGAAUAAAAUCAAGACUGCAUGUAGCAGUUUCCAUCUGGACUAAAAUCUCAGAUAAAAAGGACAGGGGCUUGAAACUACAAAAAAAAAUUUAAAACAUCCUUACUUGCGUUUAAAGUGCAGACUAGGGGGUGACAUUAUCCCUGAUAUCCUUAAUUUUGUUGAUAAAAUAAUCAAAUUCUUGCAUAAAUUAUGAAAAGCAUCACUAAAACAGAAAGGGGAGGGGGUGGUGAACUCUAGCUGCCCUUCGGUAGUUUUUCAUUGCUUCUUUACAGGUGUCUUUAAAAACUUGUAAACCUUUUUUUUUUAUUUUUGCUGUUUGCUCUCCUUUCUCCUACAGUCUCUCUUUAAUCCAUUUAGAGAAUCUGCUAACCAGGGCUGGGGGCCUUAUUUGACUUUUUGUCUUUGAAAGGACUAACAGAAUCCAAGACAGAUUUAAAAGUGUGAUUAAAAAGAGAGACAAGCUCUUCUGUGUUAAAAUCUGGGUUAAAGUUACAAUCUGGCAUUUAAAGAUACAGAAUAAAAAAGCUCCUUAAACUUGCUAGCAGACAUAGAAUUAACAACCCUUUUACAGAUAGUAGGAGUUUCAAUAAAAUCUGUCUGGGAUAAGAAAGAUGUUUUUUCUCUGACAUUUUAAAAAAGAUAAAUUUCACUUUACGACCCUUUUUUAUGUGCUGUUGUUUACAACUGGAGCAACUUAUUCUUGAUAAAGUAUAAUGGAACUUUCCGUAUAUAUUAAUAUUUUUCCAAAUGCACAUUAUGGCAUUCAAAGAGAAAAAAAAGAGAAGCAAUAAAAGAAGAGGAUGUUUUCUC
This is a messenger RNA of Xyrichtys novacula (pearly razorfish), 5119 nucleotides long. Lineage: Eukaryota; Metazoa; Chordata; Actinopteri; Labriformes; Labridae. The record is from the annotation of a GenBank genome assembly.